AGCGGCUACAACGAGCAGUAUGUCUACUGACAGCAGCGCGAAGCAUGGUGACAGCAGCACCAACGCCAACUCCGACGCGAAGCCUGGUGGUCCAAGCGACGCAGAGGCAGCAAAACGGUCAUCUGAGUCGGGAGGAGAUGGGACAUCAGAGGAGGCGGUCGCGGAACGGUCAUCAGAGGAGGCGGUCGCUGAGCAGCCUGCACAAGGCGGACCGGAGCAGCCAUCAGCAGGGGAAACAGAGCAGCCACCUGCUGCGGUUGGAGCAGUAGAGUCAUCGACUGCUGGAGGAGCAGGUCGGUCAGCAGCAAGUUCGCCUGACUCUGGAGAAUCAUUACCCCUACCCACUGGAUCUGGAGAAUCGGGCUUCGAUGACACAAGAAGUUUUGACACAUCUACUUAAGGCUGAUGCUUCUAAAAAGGAAAUAAUUUCAAUAUUGCAUAUAGUCUAGAACAGUAGAAGAUCUUCUUUUGGAAAAUGAAGUGUUGUGUCUCAGUAACCACAUGAUUUUCAUAAAUUUUGAUCUUCUAAGAAAUCGAUAGUGACAUGUCAAGUACCAGAGGUGGCACACCCGCAUUGGCCAAAGCACCCGCUAUAGUUGGUCCACCCGCAAUGGCCAGCGGGCCCUCGAUGUUCAAUACACCUGCGACGGGAUAUGCGCCAUCGAUGGGAGUGAGCGGACCUGCGAUGGUCAACGCACGCGCACAGAACCAGUACCAAAGACAGCAAGGGGAUACUUGGCAAGAGUCGGAUGAUGCAGGCAUCUCCGGAGGACAGGAAAAGUCUGGGCAUCAUUUUUUAGAAUUACGGCUAACAAUUGAUUGGAGAAGAAGAUGAACAUGAUGAGAGAGCUGCUAUAUCUUAACUCACUCAAAUCAAGGUACUGUAAUGACUCUUUCCAGGAGAUGGAAAGAAUAGAUAUUUAUUUCAUCUGAUUCAUUUUACUCCAUCAUCUAACACUAGAAUCUUUCACGGCCUAAGCAGUACUUGUGAAUUCUGAUCUGUCAUAAGUAGCGGACAUCUAGGAAAUCAUUUAUUUUUUACCCACUAUCAUAGAUAACUUCAACUUCUUCCUUAUCUUCAAUUUUGUUUCCUUUUCUAACAUAGUCAGUGAUAAUGUUGGAUAUCCGCUUCUCACCGAAAGAGUUGAGCUUCUACAUGGCCCCGUGGGCGGCUAGCAGUUUCGAACGCAAAAAGCUCUGUGCUGG
Molecule: messenger RNA, 1206 nt
Organism: Amoebophrya sp. A25
Lineage: Eukaryota; Dinophyceae; Syndiniales; Amoebophryaceae
Source: the annotation of a GenBank genome assembly